Molecule: messenger RNA, 2557 nt
Organism: Musa acuminata AAA Group (dessert banana)
Lineage: Eukaryota; Viridiplantae; Streptophyta; Magnoliopsida; Zingiberales; Musaceae
Product: protein REPRESSOR OF VERNALIZATION 1
Exons: 9
Coding region: 445-2067 (540 amino acids)
Biological process (GO): DNA-templated transcription
Molecular function (GO): chromatin binding
Source: RefSeq, a predicted model, not a curated record
GUUUGAACUCGUUCCUACUCUUCUCACGCCUCCCACAGCGCCAACGACGAGGCCCCCGUGAAAUCCGAUUUGUGCUCCGAGCCUGGGGAGCCAUGGGGCGCGACCCAAGGAAUCUCCUCCUUCGAAGCACCAACUGAAGUAGUGGCAGUGGCAGUGGCAAUUGCGUGAAACCUCUUCACCGACUCUGCACCGUCGGAGCCCACGUUUACAGGUACACAUCGAUAAGUAGCCCGCUUUUUCACCCUCAUAAGACCGUCUCAGACCCACCAUUACCAUGUGAGAGUUGCAAUCUCUUGUCUAGUAAGAAUUCGGGUACGAUGGAACAAACUCUUGGCAGUUUUGUUAUUUUCGUAACGAGAGGCUCCUUUUCCAUAAACGAGUUCCCUCCAUACGUCGCACGCUCCCGCCCAGAUUUCACGUUGCCGUGCGGUGGUGGUCAUCGGGAUGGGGAAGCGCCGGGUCGCGUAUGUCUCCGACGACGAUGACGAGGAUCCGAGGCGCCGAAACGAUGCGGACAACGACCGCAACGGCGACGGUGACUGGAAGGACAAGUGGAAGAAGAAGCUUCGAGUCGACGAGGAGGACGCGGAGGAGGGGGAGAUCGUUAGCGAGUCCAAGAAGGGCGGUGACGGUGGGGGCGGAGGGCGUGGAGGAGGAGAGGAGGAGGCCCGCGUCGAAGAGCUGGAGGAGGAGGAGGAGGAGGUGGCGAUGGAGCCACAGGGGGACGCUAAACCCAUCGGCGACGUAUUUAGGGUUUCCGGGAAGGGGCGGAGCAAGAAGAUGCACUAUUCAUCUUUUGAGUUCGACGGAAACGUCUUCGAGCUCGAGGAUCCUGUUUUGCUAACACCAGAGGAUUACAAGACGAAGCCGUAUGUCGCCAUCAUUAAGGACAUUGCACAAGAUGUAGAUGGCAACGUAUGGGUCACCGGCCAGUGGUUUUACCGUCCUGAAGAGGCAGUGAAAAAAGGAGGUGGACAUUGGGAAGCACAUGAUCACAGGGAACUCUUUUACAGUUUCCAUCUUGAUGAGGUGCCAGCGGAAUCUGUGAUGCACAAAUGUGUCGUUCAUUUUGUUCCUUUGAACAAGAAGUGGCCACUUCGUCAACAAUUUCCAGGUUUUAUAGUGCAAAAUGUCUAUGACACUGUUGAGAAAAAGCUCUGGAAGUUGACUACCAAAGACUAUGAGGGCACUAAACAACAUGAGAUAGAUCUCCUUGUUCAGAAGACACGAGAGUGCCUAGGGGAGCUAUCAGAUGUUGAGCUUGAAGAAACUUCUGCUUCCGCACCUGUUCCACUUGAUCAUUCUGAUCAGUCAGCAAAUAGGCGGAUUUUCAGAAGAAAGGGCAUGGACCCCAUUGAUGUCUCAAGAUCUGAUGAUGCAACAAAAACUGAGAAUCGGAUAAGAGCAGAAACACCAGGUAGUUGUACAAGUCACGGUUCAGAGUGCAAAACCAUUUUAGCAAAAUGCAAAGCAUUGACUGGUAAUUCAUACCGUGACAAGUGGUUGGAUAAACUUCUACAAGGAAUUAAAGUGGCAUAUUUUUCAAAAAAUUCUGGGUUGGCUGUCAUGAAUGGUAAUGGUGGAUCAGGAACUACUAUGGGAUCCAACAAAAAUAGCUCUGACACUGGAGAAAGCAUUUCUUGGCCAGAUUCAGCUGUCCAGGCUAUAACUGCACUCGAGAGAGUUACAUAUGAAGCCCUUUGUUCUGACUUCCAGAAAUAUAAUCAGAAAAUGAGACAAUUAGAUUUUAAUCUCAAGAACAGCACUGUUUUAGCUAGACGUUUGCUGAACAAAGAGUUGGACCCAACGGAAAUCUUGUUCAUGUCUCCCAAUGAGCUAAAGGAUGGUUUGACUGCAGAAAAAAAGGCACCAACGAGACCUGAAGCGUCAAAACACUUGCAGAUGACUGAUGCUCGAUGUUCGCGGUGCACCGAGAAAAAAGUAGGUGUUGUGGACAUUAUACACGCUGGUGGCCAUGGGGACCGAUAUCUGCUGGAGUGCACUGCCUGCGGUUACACAAGGUAUGCAUCCCGAGACGUCAUCUCAUCUCCGACGAUCGACGGCUGACGAUCUCGAUGCCCCAAGCGUUGCUGGAAAUGUGGGUGCUGCUCCUUGAGCCCACCCCGCGAGAAUCUGAGAAGCUGGCCACCGUUCUCUUUCAGAAUUCAACUGCAGCUUACGUGCCCGUUCUUGGAACCCACGGAUCAAGGGCCGAAGAUGGCUGGUUCCGCCUCUGCAGGUAACCGAACAUGACUAGACUCUAGGCACUCCGGUAGGUAUCGCCUCUGCAGUUGGCUUUUUUUUUUUUCUUUUUUUUUUUUGUAGGGUAAAAGUCAUAUCGACAGUUUCUUCCCUUAGAAUGGAUCACUUUUUUUGUAAAUGACCGUAUGCGGGUGCCGUGGCACCUAUGAAAUCUUCUUCAUAGUGAUUUCUACGGUUGGUCAAAGGUCAACCGAGUUUACUUCCAACGUAAUUAAGGGAGUCUAUGAUAGCUCAGUACAUGGGCUUAGUUAACAUGGGAAGGGAAGGUCGACUAAUUGUGUCGCUUUUUAGCGGG